AUGGAAGCUCCCUCCACAUCUUCCAUGGAACCCAAAACUCCUAGAAUCCAACCAACCCUCAAUCUCCACACACCACACAACCCUUCACCUCGCACAAUCUACAGUGACAGAUUCAUCCCCAGCCGUUCGUCUUCCAAUUUCGCCCUCUUCAACAUCACAAACAAUCCUUCUUCUACCUCUUCCGAUGACUCUACCUCUGCCUACAAUUCCCUUUUAAAGGCUGCCCUUUUUGGUCCCGAAUUCGGUGGUACAUUCUCCCCAUUGACCCCAGAAAAAUCGUACCUAUAUGGAAAAAUUGGUGGGAACAGUAGUAAUAAUGGUGUUUUGCAGAGUACUCCGAUUAAUUGUAAUAUUUUUAAGUAUAAAACCGAGACUCGAAAAUCUUUGCAUUCUUUAACGCCUUUCGGGUUCGAUUACCAGCUCCCUGGAGCGUCUCAUAGCCCUGUUAAUACUCGCAGGAAAGUUCCCAGAUCCCCUUAUAAGGUUUUGGACGCCCCUGCACUGCAAGAUGAUUUCUACCUAAACCUUGUAGACUGGUCUUCGCAUAAUGUAUUAGCUGUAGGGUUGAGCCAUUGUGUUUAUUUAUGGCAUGCUUCCAGUAGCAAGGUAGUGAAGCUGUGUGACUUGGGUAUCGAUGACACUGUCUGUUCAGUCGGCUGGGCACAGCGUGGUACACACCUUGCUGUUGGAACUGGCAAUGGCAAGCUGCAGAUAUGGGAUGCUUCUCGAUGUAAGAGGGUAAGAACAAUGGAGGGACAUCGGCAUCGAGUUGGCGCACUAGCCUGGAGCUCAUCUAUGUUAUCUUCAGGAAGCCGGGACAAGAGUAUUCUUCAGCGUGAUAUACGAGCUCAAGAAGAUUUUGUUACUAAGCUAAGUGGACACAAGUCAGAGGUUUGUGGACUGAAGUGGUCUUAUGACAACCGUGAAUUAGCAUCUGGUGGAAAUGAUAACCGAUUAUUCGUGUGGAACCAGCAUUCAACUCAACCGGUGCUUAAAUACUGUGAGCAUACUGCUGCUGUAAAAGCAAUUGCAUGGUCACCCCAUCUUCAUGGGCUCCUUGCUUCUGGCGGUGGUACUGCUGACCGAUGCAUUCGUUUCUGGAACACAACCACCAAUUCACACCUGAGUUGCAUGGAUACUGGAAGUCAGGUAUGCAAUCUUGCAUGGUCCAAGAAUGUCAAUGAACUUGUCAGUACCCACGGAUACUCCCAAAACCAGAUUAUAGUUUGGAGAUAUCCUACAAUGUCAAAGUUGGCAACUCUCACUGGUCAUACUUACAGAGUUCUUUACCUUGCCAUCUCACCAGAUGGACAGACAAUUGUGACGGGGGCAGGAGACGAAACACUUAGGUUCUGGAAUGUGUUCCCUUCUGCCAAGUCUCAGAACACGGAAAGUGAAAUUGGCGCUUCAUCUCUCGGAAGAACUCAGAUAAGGACAAUGGUCCUCGCCAUCUUCCAGAAUGUCGAUUUGGGAUAA
Molecule: messenger RNA, 1476 nt
Organism: Fraxinus pennsylvanica
Lineage: Eukaryota; Viridiplantae; Streptophyta; Magnoliopsida; Lamiales; Oleaceae
Source: the annotation of a GenBank genome assembly